Amoebophrya sp. A25 is the source of this 19561-nucleotide messenger RNA. Lineage: Eukaryota; Dinophyceae; Syndiniales; Amoebophryaceae. The record is from the annotation of a GenBank genome assembly.
CAUGACCAACGCUAUCACUAUACACAGAAGUAGUCUAGUAGUACUAGCGUUAUAACUCACUUUAGAAAUAACACGAAUGAACGAUAGCGCGAGAUUAUUAGAGUAUUUCCAUUAGAAUUGGAGGCGUACAUCAAAAACAAUGCCGGAAGCAUCCGCCUCGGCCGUGAUGGCUCCUCCGCCGAAAGGGAGAGGGAGCAACAGCAAACAGGAGAAACUUCUUAGCGCAGGCAGUGGAAUCUUCGCGGGGACCUCAUCGUUAAGAAUUUCCUGUUUUAUAUUUGAUGUCUCCCAAUUUUUUGAGAUUGAGAGUCUUCAUUAUAGUAUAAGAGUCUCUUGACUCAAUCAGCCCCAACCUUAUUUACCAAUGCCAUCGUGUCUACAAAGAACACCUUGUCGUGUUGGCAUCUAAAAAGAGCAUCACGACUGAUAUAUCAAACACCAUCUUUCUUCACUGCGUGACUGCUGGCAAAAUGAAUAUCACCACAAAAGGAUCUUCUUCAUCAACGUCUUCGAGUCAUGAUCUCUCUCUAACGCCACCACUGAGUGACUGUCUACUGCCGCUUAAUUCGGGAGAAUCAUUGGCACCCAUCUGCUAUGCCCUCCGAUGCGCGUGUAGGGAUCCCUCAUUGGAACUCGAAAGAGCCUUCGAAUGCGAAGUGACACCUUUUAUGAAGAUUUCCGUAAUUGUACGAAGGGAGAUUCCUCAUUCUCCUGGAUAGCUUUUCCCAUUUCCUCUAGGUGUACUGGAGCUAGGGGAUAGCUUUUCCUCUACCAAUGCGAAGUGACUCCUUUUAUGAUGUGAAGUGGCACCUUUUAUGCAGCAAAUUUCCAUGCAAAGAAAUGCAUGAAAAAAAUUGUUGUCCGUGGUGUACAGGAAAAUCUCCGUAAUUGUACGAGUGCAAGAGAGUGGAUAGUAGAUGAAUGGUACGAAGGCAGAUCAUUCUUCAUCCUUCCUGGUGUCCUGUAGAUGUAGUUUGCGUGUUGUGCUUACUAGAUGAUAGCUUUUCAGCCCCACUAGGCUAGUGGGAGCUACUGUCAAGAAGAUAUCCCCUGGAUAGCUUUUCCAUCCCCCGUAGUUUAGUAGGUGUGCUGUACCUCUUCCUCUACCAAGAAAGCCAAAGUGUCAAGUGAUGCUCCGCAUAUUUGUUAUCAGCAUCUUCUAUUUUUAACUACUACAACGAACUAGAAAUAAAACUCCGAGCACUUCUGGGGCUGGCACUAUCAAAAACUAGAAGUAUUCGAAAACUCAAAAUAAACGAGUUACUGACCGAAAUAAGAGAGUCUUGACAACAUUGGUUCCUCUCCUUUCAGUAUCUCCCUUAUUUUCAGUUAGUUAUCGUUUCUAAGUCCUCACUAGUACGAGACUUCGGUCGUAAAGCGAUAUCAGACUCCGGAAACCCGGUAAAAAUAGUUCAGGGGUACAUUUUGGGCAGCGAAUUUCGCGGUAACUUGGAUUAUGAUGGUUUACGAUAUAAGCGAUAAGAGAGACGUUGAAGUAAGUGGAUAAUGAUGAUGAUGAUGUGGCUGGUUUUUUCUUAGUACCCUUCACACACAGCUCCAUUAGGAGCGAAGAUUGCUUCGAAUGCGAUGCUCUAGCACAUGAUCUACAUGUAGCUCACGUUUUACCUUUUUUCCUGUCCAAUUAAGAUUAUCGAGGAAAAAACAAAGUGAUAUCGCCCUAAUUCUACUAAAGUGAUAGAGAUUCUGUUCUUAUGCGUGGCAGGUCAGCCUCUACGUCUGACUGAGAUGGUAUUCGAAAGAAAUCGGAUGUGCGUUGUGGAUAAUCGAGUAGCCACCUUACUACAAAGAACAUAGUACAUCUAACAUCGUAUUUACUAAAAUUACAACCCUUGUCCUUCUUGCAGCUGGUUCUAAUCAAAACGCGUUGCGAAAAAUGGGUUCAAACCAAGGGAUGCUGUGAAGAUACAUGUCGGCAACAUCGCUCAACUUGUCAAGGGAGAUAUCAUGAACACACCUGUCGACGUUUCAAAGGAAUUAUGGCAUCCUCUGUUUCGUCUUGCUAGUAGCUUAGGAUGGCUACUUGAGGCGCCACGAUGAUGAUCAAGAAGGCGAGGAUUAGAAUGAAGAAUGUUGUAGUUACUUAGCUUAACUUUCACGCUGUAUGUAAGCUCUCUGGCUCGUCUCUGUCUGCUUCAAUUUACUUUAUCUUUUCUGUAAGCUUUCCUUCCUGAUUAAGUGCGAUCACACUGCUGGCAUGUAAUGUAUUGACUUAGUCUAGCUCUUACACUCUUGUGCUGUCUUUUUCUUUGCGUCUGUGAAAUGCGUGCUCUACUCUUUGCGCCCACCCCAGCUGGUGCGUCGAACGAUUCGAAAAAUUUGUAAAUUGUAAAUUGUAAAAUAGAAGGUGAGUAUGAAGACUAGUAAAGAUUUUGAGUCUAUUAUGGCGAUGGCAUACGAUUACUUUUGCAGAUGGUUACAAAUUGGCUUUUGAAAAAUUUCAUUAGCUAUUUUCUAUAGAUAGUUAAGGUAGUUAAGAUAGCUAGUUAAGAAAGCCGCAGGGGAGAAGGCUGCAGUGCUGCUGGAGCAAGUGAAGAGCGAAUCGAUCAGGGGGUUCGCCAGUGGUCCGAGUGAGCCCAAGAUUGAGAUGGGGGAGAAGCUGCAGCUUCAUGGAGCUCCAUGCUGUGGAUUCGGGUCAGAACGCUUAGGACUUUUGCUGCAAGGUGUCCAAAGAUGAAGCCGCUGCACUACGUGUCCUUCUCCUAUGAUAGUACUUAGACCAUGGCGAGCACUUGCAACAUCUAGAACUAGACAAGUAACCCGCUGGCGAAGCCUGUUGAUCAACUUGCUCGUCGUAUCGUGAAUGUAGCAAGAAGUUCAGCAGCUAGUCGAUGGGGCCUCAUCUAUCGCCCGAUCUUCAUAGUGCUCGCAAACAGACGAGAGAAAACCUGAGAGAGAUGAAGAGACAACAAGAAGGAUCGAAGAAGACACGACGAGGACGAGGCAGCUGGGAAGAAGAUGGUCCUAGUUGGUGAUAGGCUGGCUGAAUUAUAUUGGUUUGAUUUUGAUGACGAUUCUACUCACGACCUACGAUGCUCAUGAAAUGCAUGGAAGAAAAGUCAAAAGCUUAAGGUAAACCUUUGAGGGAGUAGAAUAAGGAUAGUCGCUACUAGACCACACAACGAGAGACCAACAAAAUGCCAGCCAACAAGAAGUCACUCGACACCUAUGAGAAGAAUUUGGAUGCUGAAGCAGCUAAGAAAACUCUCGAGGCUGUGAGUCUUGAGAUAGCUGUCUUGGAAAAGCGUCGUGACGCGCUGAAUGCUGAGGCUGGUGGUUAUUGUGCUGCGCACUUGUUAUCGAAACGCAACUACGAAGGGAAAUCGAGUGCGUCAAUCUUUAUGCUGAUUUAGAGUCUUUAGAUAAUUUAGAUUUAAAUUUAUGACUUCAGCAAAUUUAGCGGAACGACUGCAAGGCUACUCCUUCAAGAACUGGAUGAAGAGCCUUAUGCUUGUCCAAUAGUAAUUCACUACAUGGCCUUCAAUUUAAUACCUCCCUCCCAGAAGAUCGCAAUCCUUCUCCCACAGCCUUGAUGGAUUUGGACUUGAAAGAAAUGCGCGAGCUUGUUGCUGCACUUUCCAAGCAGCGCCAGUCUGAAGUCGAAACCAAGAUGACUGAUAAGGAGCAGCUUCGCUGGUUCUUGGAAGGACUCAACGAAGAUCGCCCGAAGAAGCAGGCAUCGCAAAUGUUAGAGCUCAACCUUAGACAGUGUGGGCGCUAAGUAAGACGUUGAGAAAAGGAAACUGGAAGAGACUUCCGAUCUUCAGACCCUGGCGCUAUGCCUUGGCUUCGUCCUACUUUGGCAAGCAUCUUCCUACAAUUUCGCGGGCUUUCACAGCUGGACUUUCAUAACUCGUAACUUCUCUUGUCGCGACAGCUGGCGGUGGGAGAAAGCCAGCACGCUCAAGGGAGGCACAUGUCGCACGAGUAUCCUACCAAGGUUCACAGGAACUUGUGCCAGCAGAUGCCCAAUGCGCACAAGGUGAAGACGACGUCUGCUGCUCGUAACAUGGUUGGCAUCAUGCAGCAACAACAGAUGCAGAACCAGAGCCGCUCCCUGCAUGCGUUGAUGGGCGGCUAUGGCGGAAUGGAUAUGAACCCGAUGGGAAUGAUGUCCCAGCUCUUCGGAAUGAACCCCAUGGCAAUGAACCAGUCUAACCACUUGGCAACUGGUGACGGCUCCGCGGCCACGGUAUAGAAGUUAGAAGAUUUAGAUUAUUUAGAUUCAUCACGAAGACCACGACCUACUAUUUUGUGCUCAGAUUGAGUUGAUGAAAAGUGCUUAUCUAUAAACCUUGAGAAAGCGGCUUGCUUCUUAAUCAACAUCCUCCACAGUUUUCUUUUACCCUCCUUAAGCCCAUCCUCGUGCGCUUUCCAACUGUAACAGGUCAAUCCGCCGGCCCCCAACGUUCAAGCUGCAUCUUCCUCUUCUUCCUCCAGUGCGGCGCCUGCGAUUCCAUUGCCGCAGCUUGCUGCUCCUCAAGCGUCCUCUUCGAGCUCCUCCUCCGUCGCUAACCCAGCCACCGAUGGCAGUGCAGAGGUCCCACAGCCGGCGCCCAAGCGUCGCGGCCGUGGAGGAGGGCGCGGCGCUGCUGCUAAGCAGCCGAAGCUCGAGUAAGAGUCUAUGACGAUGCUCCUCAACACAACGCCACGCUGUGACGGUGUCGCGGGGAGCUAGAUCUGCGGUGGACUGUGGUUGGGGUGUAGCGGAAGUCUCGACGAAGUUAGAAGACCCUAGGCAACGACUUCUAUAGCAUGAACAAGCUUUGACACAAUGACUAACCCAUAGAAGCCACAGCUACUUGGGAACUAUUGAGAUAUCUAUUUGAACCUUACAGCUUCAGUCUUGGGGUCGAAAUAUCUGAUGUUAUCUAGUUUCCAUUUACAACAUUUAGCAGAUUGGUUGACUCCUCAAGUACUAAGAUCCAUUUUUGUGAUGUAGGUAUUUUCAAGUUUCAGCUUUCUUGUCUACAGCAUCUUCCUGCCAUCAAUUAGCUCGGUUUUUCAGUUUUCUAAGGUAUUGGCUAACGAUCUCGAUCUUUCCAUACUGUCAGCGAUUUUCUCCUUCGGGAGUUUCUACUAAGUCACGCGAAGUCUUACGGUGUUUUGAAUUGAACAUGAAGCGCAUGGAUAUACAUGCCACGUUGCAAGGGCUAGCUCUUCAUAAAGAAACCACUCGACGCGUGUCGGCAGCUGCGUCUUAUCAUGCACUGCAGAAACCAUUUCGCAACUUUUGACGUUUCACCCAGAUGACAAGCAUCCAUAAAUAAGAAACCAAAUUGAUACUCGACGUUUCUGGUGGUUCUCGCCGUCGAUGCGUCGUGUCUGCACCAAGAUAAGGGCUUCGAAAAGAUACGGCCGGAGUGCAUGUCGAGCGAAGUGAGUGAGAGCCAAUAAGAGCUGGCAAAAGAUGAAAGCUCUUCGAAAUCGGCCCAAAGAAAGCAGCCUGUCGAAGAUGGAGAAAGUGGCUUGCUCUGGUGGGUCUGCUACUUAUUGAGGACUCUACUAGGAAUCUCGAGGGUCUUCUCAACAUGUUGUAGGAAAUAUAAAAGCGGCUCUUCUUAGCAGAUAGAAAACGAAGAGACAGAACGUCACCGAAGUGCUCUCAUCUUAAUAGCAUGGACCUCCGUGCCCGGAGUCUUCCGCUGCGGACUCGUGUCAUGUGGCACGAGAUUCAGCUUGAUCCAGUAAGUGGAGGGCACGCCUUCCGUUUGAAGUGGGCACUUCCUGGCGACGGAAACAACGGAGUGAAAAUGUGCAAGAAGGUGCGCAAAGGUCUGAGCGAUGAGCACACUCAUGUCGCGGAACCAAAGCUCGAUGGAUCUGCAGCGGACUUGGUGCUAUGUUUAUGAGGAUGAUCCUUGUUGGAAAUAAGUCACGUAGCGCUUAUCUAUAACAUCUUAAACCUGGAGCAAUUUGAGACAUGUUCACCUGCAAUCGAAGAACUAGUAGACUGAAUACAGAGAGACUACCACUGAGAUCCUCAGGAAUAACCUAACCUCUACACGCAGCAACAACAUCCACGAACGUCCUCUAGGUCAGCGCCCUCUUGUGCCGCAAGCUCAAGGCGACCGACGCAGAGUGGGCAGCGUUUGUCGCUGGCUGUCCUUUUCGGGAUCUCAUCCUUCACGUCGAUCGCAUGAACAGAGAAGACACCAUCGAGAGUCUGAAGGCUUACGUGGAUCAACAAAUCCGCAACAAGAAGCCGAAAGUCGCAUGAGUUACGGACGCCACCUCGCUGCAGGUAAGAGGGUAAUGAGAGCGCCACUUUACAGACUUCCUUGCGCUUAAGCAUGCAAAUGGCCGCCCUACCUACUUUUCACAUGAAAAGAACUGGCGACCUUCUUGUAGUGACCUCUAGAGACGAUCCUUCUCCUUCUCCUUAAAAUCAUCCCAGAGACGCUGCUUGUCGUUGUGGUCGUUGGCUCAGAUGAAGCCUCGGCUCUUGACGCAAGAGCCCAACGACGUUAGCCGCUUCCUGCUCCAAUUCUUCGAGGUGGAGAAGCUGCCAGACCCGAAGCAACAUUUCUGGAUCAACUACGACUACUCCACAAUUCGUAAGAAGAAGAUGUGGGCGGGGAGUGUACUAGUUAGAGUCUUGGUCUACUAGAUGAGCUGCUACAUGGAAAAUUCUACAAGACAGAAAGUGACUCAGCUGCGAAUCAAAAUAGCAACCAAAUGGCGAAGACUCUACUUGUCAAAUGACUUUCAACUAGCCUCUUCUUGCUUCUAUCUCUAAUCUCCAUAAAUACCAUCUCCAGACUUAUUUCGUUGAGAAUAUUGCGAUGGCGCCGCAGCCGCAGCUGGAAGAGACCCACGCUCUUCCUCUGCCAAUGCAAGAAGCGUUUCAGGGGUUCUCGAAGAACCGCAAGACACGUGACGCAACCAAGUAUAGCGUUUCGGCGUGCCAGCUUUUCUUCGACUGGUGCUUCGGUAAGGGAGUGUCUGACUUGGUGCAUCAUGAUCCUCUAGCUACAACAAUCGAGAACGUUUCACUGCGGGAAUGGGAGGUGGUUUCUGAUGGUAGUCACAGCUUGAGCGUGGAGCUUCAUGCGAUGGCCGACCAAGGAUCUGCAGAGGCGUGCGCCCUUCAAGUCUUGUUCCAGUUCUAUGGUGGCGCCUUCGCUUUACCGCCGGCACAUCGUUUAUCUAACGACUGCAAGAACCUCAUCGAAGCCGUCACUGCAGCUGCUGCUGGUUGGCGUCGCUUUGCCAUGGGCCCCAGAGGUUCUCGUGAAAAUCAAUCGAAGUUUGGCGAGGCCAUCAAGGACCUUCGUGCUAUGGCGGCAGAUCCAGAUCGUGCUCACCCACCUGGUUGGCGCUGGAAAUCGGCUAUGAUGAGCCAAAUGCAGAAGCCAGCCGUGUCUGAAGCGCUGCAGGGUGGUACUUAUGCAUCCGCUUGAUUCUCUCCUUAAGCUUAGAGUGGAUCUCUGACGUUUCUCUAUUUGAUUCAUGUAGAGUCUCUUCUUCAGUUUUUUCUUUCUCAACAUUCACUCUCUCCCAUGAUUUCUUCAAGUUAUGUUGAUUAUUUUGAGGUGUAACUGGAAGCAAAUCCAACCUGAACACCCACGGAGCUAUCGACUACUUUCAAAAGUAAUCGGAUGCCUUUUUGCAGAUGAUUACUUUUGAGGGGGGGGGGUUAGAGGGGUCCCAAAGAGAAACAAAUGGGAUGUGUAUUGGCCAGAUCCUUAUGCUGGUUCCCUUCAUAUAAUCAACCUAAACAGCUAGUUCCCUCCUUAAGAUUCCACACUUCGCGCUUCGUGGCAACCAACAAAGUCCAACUUGGCACCAUCUUCAGCAUGCGGAAUCGUCCACGUCGGCACAAACGCCCGUUGGUUUCGGGAAUAUCUCUUCAGCAAGUCCAUGCAAUUUGAGCACUACAAGGCUCGGCUUGUGUUGGACCACAUGAAGAAGGGCGAGAAACUGGCUCGACCUGCUCGCGUUGUUGCAAGUGGGGACUUGGAUGGCGAAGGUCGUGUUCGUGAAGUUGUUCCGGAUUCUGAGGAUGAAGAUGGGCCACAAGCUCCAUCGUCUUGGCUUGGUUAUGCUUCGGAUUACGAUCGCAUCCUAUCCGAUGCUUCAGGACUAGACUAUGGCGCGAUCUUGUCGAUUUGCGCUUCGCACUACGAGUUGCGCAACCUCAUCGAAGGUCUAGCCAGUACCAAGUGCAACGAGAAGGUGUUCGAUACUCCUGACAAGCUGCGAGUCGGAGCGAAGUUUCUCGGUGGUGGUUUGACUGCUGACUCCACGCUCACAGUGCCACAAAUUCAGGAACGCUUAUCGAAUCGUCGCGCCGAUAAUUGGCGCACGCUGUUCCUCGAUGUAGCAAUAGCUUCAAGAGCUUCUGACACGGCGUUGCUGGCUAGUAAGCGGGUCCUGGCGAACGUGAUCAACAACUACUUCGUGGAUGUGUGGGAUCCUCAAUUUGGUCUUCUCGAGACCUACGCUCGUGGCGACAUCAAUCCUACAGCAGAAGAUGCCAAGCGUGUUGCCGCUCUGUGUCCUUACAUCUUAUCGAUCACAGCAAAGAGAGGUCUUCGCUGCAUCGUCGAGAAUAAGCGCACGCUCCUCCUUCGCUACGUCAACAACCGGAACGCGUCGAUGCCUCUGUUCGAGAAAGACAGCGAGAGCUGCUGGAAGGAGAAGAAAGCGCAAGAAGCACUUUGGUGCUCAUCUUCUACUAGCAUGUGGAGCAAGCAGAUGAGUAGAAUCGUCGUCAUGCACACGCACAGCCGCUACAAGUGUCCAGUCAAAGAAGACAAGAAGACGCAACCAAUACCAUAUGAAGUUGUAGAGAAGCUUGCCACUGAGGCGGUCGCGAACGGGCGCGAACCUGAUGUCAUGAAGGACCUGCAAGAUCUACACAUCGAGACGCAGCGCAGACAGGCGGGAACCAGGGGUAGGAUGACAGACGAGACGCAUACGCUGAAGGACAUGAUGGCAAAACGCUGGAAGACAGGAAUUGCUUCUGCGAAGAGUCAGGCUGUGCAGCGCGUCGCCCAUGACCCGAAGGAGUUCAAGAGCUAUCAAGCUGAGAACAUGGGCUUCCGUGGUGUGCAGGUGAAGACGAUCUAGGAGAACCACUGGCAGGAUAAAGAAGAGCUUCGCUUCUGGGUCUCGAUCAGCAAACGCGUUGCGGAGGAGCGCCAUCUAACGAAGAAGAGCGAGCUGGUGCUUCGCAGUCCAGAAUCAGGUCGGCACUGCUAUGCGACGCGUUUCUAUGAUGAUCAUGCGUGGUGGCAGGGAGUUGAGGUGAUGCAUGAUGUAGACAGCAACACUCUUCAUCUGCCAGCUCGUGGUCAGGAUCUUGUAAUCACUGGUGGUCUUCUCGGGAAAAUGGACAUCUACGACGGCCAAAUCCAGGAGCGUCGAGACUCGAAGAGUGGAGGCUUCUCGUUGCAUAUCAGUGGAAGUCUUUUCAUCACUUCCCGCAGCGUCUCGGAGGCAUUCUUCUGCGCGAUGUCAAUAGAAGCGCAGACUUCAGCACUGAAUCAGCUCACCAAGAGAUACCCAGACGUCAGCCGACAUGAUCUCCGAGCCGUUGGCCCAAAAGAGCGCCAACAAGCCUUCAUCAACUACAACAAAGGAGCUCUUCCCAACAGCUGGAGCCUCACGAUGCGGGAGCUUGCAACUCCAACGAAGAGAAUCAUGCAGCGUGGUGGCGUAGACUCUUUGAGCCCGGAGCGCAAGCGAACUGCCCACAACUUCCUGACAAGCGCCCGAGCAGGUCGUCCACCAGGUCCGAUGAGCCCAGAUGCUGUCGUGAACAAUCAUCAACGUCAGGCGCCUCGCUUCGUCUACUCAGUCAGAGAGCAUCAAGACAUGGUCAGCUUGCUCGACGUGCCCCGCGCAUAUGCCGAACUUCGCAGCCAUCGCUGCAAACAAGGCGCACUUGCAGACCGUAUCAGAAUUCACUGGCAACCUUCUGGCUAUCGUCCUACCUAUGCCAAGCUGGCGCCAGAAAUCGACGCAACCGGAGACGUAGAAAGCAAGAUCAUCAGCAGUCUUCUUCCUUACAUCGUUGGGGAGUUCAACUUGAAGAGAGACGAAGUAGUAGUCAUGCGAGUCGAUGAAGACAGCUUCGAGUUCGGUGAUGAGGAGCAAGUUGAUACUCCCGAUGCUUUCUGGACUGACAUCAAGCAGAUGAGAGACCGACGAGGCCGAGCCGCCAAUGCAGCUCGUCAGAGACAACAAGAAGCGGCGUCUUCAACCUCAACAGCUGCGAAAAAAAUCCCAGUGAUGAAAACGAUGACGAAAACAAAGAAGAACGAGCCUUCCACUUCUUCAAAAAAAUAAAUUGUCUUAUUUGGUUUAUCAUCUUCAUUUCAAUCAUUAUUAUUCUUGUUUGGAUCGAAAAAAUAACGAUCACUCUUGACAGUAUGGAAAGACUGAGAUCAUAAGUAAUCAAGCUGCUCAUAACAUGAAACGAAUGAAGCAGCGUGUUUUAAUUUCUACUGGAGCGCUAAGAUUUAACUUCGAUACUUUGUCAUAACUUAUCUAGGAAUGUUUAAGCACGGCACUCAAAUCGAUAGCGUCACACAAUUAGCCUAAUCAUUUUACUCAUCUUCGUAUCCUAGUAAGACUCCAGUGCGUUCAUUCCACUGAUAUAAUAGACAUUAUGACUCAGGUAGUAGAACAUAGCGCAGCUUUUCAACUCUGUACAGUUAUGCAACAAAUGAAAACAGAGCACCCUAUGCAUCAAGAAGAACCACGUCAGUCAUCUUAAAGCUCAUUUGUUAUUAUCAUUAGGCAAGUCUUUUUCGAUCAUUCACUGAAUGCAACAGAUAUGAGUAGCAUCAUUUUCGUCCCUAUCGAUGUUGAUUCUUCGCGACUUACUUCUAUCAGGUGCUUUCUCCAAUUCUUCUCGGAUAAUCGUCUCCACCCGGCUCCCAAACAAAUGACCCACAGGAACAUAAAACGACUCCAAUACUCCCGACUUAAUUGCACGGACGCCAGGCGCGUCGGCGUAUAUGGAGAGAAUAGCUCUGCCCCGAUCUUUGUUUGACCUGAACGCUUCUUGUAUUGGAAGUAGUUGCAGGAUAAAGAUUCUCAGGGCAGACGGGCUGCACGAAAGUGAAGAAGAGAACUGUGGGAGCCAGUGCGGAUCUCUCUUUAACUACCAGCAGGCACUUAGCAAAGAGAGUAGAGGAGAAGAGUGCUUGGAGUCUGAGAUGUAGCCCUCCUCCACCAGUACCCGCAUCGGUACAAAUGCUGUCCCAUGUAGUUGCGUCCUCUCAUGUGAUUCGCCAGAGUCGCCUGCUCUCGCGUGUAGCAUCAAGAUGUCAAAGUCCUUAGCCUCGUAGUUUUCUCCGUUAGCCCUAUGGAUUUGAGUUAAGAGCUCUACAGUUUUAUCAGAUGCAGCUGGUUGAUGUUCGUGAUCGCAUCCGAAUCAAAAUGAAGGAUUAGGAUACCGUCGUAGGCAUACGCGUAGCGCGAUGCUCUCUCCUCGAACUAUUCGCCGCACUAGGACCUUCUCUUGCACACGCAGGGACCGGGCAGGAAUCGCCGCAAUGGAAAUAUCUCCAUCGAUCGGGCCAAACUCUGUUUCCCGUGGGACGUAUCGAACUGAUGAGUCUGCUAGUACUUUGAGGAAACGUCCUCUGAAAGUUUUCUCUAUCAAUGACUGCGGAGUAGACGCCGUGACGGUCAGCAGCUGCCGCUCGUCUACACCUACUCCUUCAGCAUACAACGCUAGCAGAUGCUGUCGCAGUUGGGUCUGGGAGAAGUUGUACUGCUUGGCAAAUGGCUCCCAUUGGGAAUAGGAUCGCGCUUGGUGUAUUUGUAUGCAGAUGAUUUCGUUCUUGUUGUGAUAUGAGAAGCCAAGUAGUACUACUCCAUGCAAUUCUUGUCGUCUAUGUUGAACUACGUGUCUUAAUUUCCUGGCCCAUGCGAGGUCCCUCUGAGUUGUUGACUUCAGUUGGCACAAGAUCCACCGACCGCUAUCUUCUAUGGAGCUGCCAGCUUCGUCCGUUGGAAUUAUAGCGAAAUCGCUCAGGCAUUCUGGUGCGUUCUGAAUUCGAAACGAGUGAGAUAAGAUUUAUCUAGUUCAGCUCUACAUAGAGCCUCGAUGCUCCUCGGACGAGUUCCCAUAUUCUAAAGGAAUAAAAAUGAGCGAAAGCCUCUGUUGCAUAAAUGAAACCAAUCUGCUCGAUCGUUUUUGCAUAUUCGAGAGAGUCCACUCCUUUUUUUGCAUCGUAGUGCACCAGGAUAGCAGGGCAGACUUCUCUGACAUCUCAUCGCCUUCGUCAGUGGUUGUUCGUUUACUCUCUUCACAGGGUCAGCUCCCUCCUAUCUUCUCUCCAUGGUUUUGUAGUAAACUAUUUUUUGUCUUCUUCUCUCGAUUGAUGGCUUUAGUGACAUGCUCUCGACCCUCAAAAUGAAUAGACCAGCUGUCUUCUAGGUAGAUGAUGUUGCCCCGCUCUUGUCCUAAAACAUGUCCUGCGGCGAAGGGUUCGGCUCCUGCUGACGACGUUCCGACCCGAAUCCACGACCAGCCGCCCAUAAAGAUCCACCUUCUACUACGUGGCAAGCUCAGGGUCUCUUGGACCUCUUAUGAAACCCCUGAUCUGUUCGCCCUGCUCUUCGUCCAGCAGCGCUGCAGCAUUCUCCCCUGCGGCAUUAACCUAUCUUAACAUUAACUAGCUACUUAAACUAAAUUAACUAGUGAAUGAAAAAUUUAAAAAUCGAUUUGUAACUGGAUGCAAAAGUAAUCGUAUGCCAUCGCCAUAUCUAUAUGAUUAGAAUUAAUGUUUAUGUUACUGAUGGCGCAGUUUAUAGCACGAAUGGCGCAUGGGACGAAGGGCAUGAAUGGCACACCCCAACAAACCCCAAAUGUGUCACGAAUGGCACGAAUGGCACAGGUUGACAGGGUUCCGCCAGCUGGCGCCCCUGGUCUCAUCCGCUUGCCGAGGAUGUAGGUGGUGCGUAGCUGCUGACUCCGCCCAUGAGAGAAGCCACGCCGGUCGACAAAGCCGGCGGCGAGUGAGGAGAGGGAGGCGCGAGUCCCCGGCAGGCUCCUCUACCGUUUUGAAAAUGGCAAGGGAGCGGGCUAGGGAAACAGCGGAAGCCGCUUCUGAGGAGUGCAGAACCACACGCAAGGCGCCGCGUGGGCCUCGUUUUUUCCCGGAACUCCGUGGGGGUCAUACAAAUUCGGUCGAAGCUGCGUAACCCCCAAGGAAUUCCGGGAAGAAAAUGCUGCGAGACAACCGGAGCGGCAUCGGGGUCCAGCUUAAAAACAAGCGUAGCCGCGUGCCUUGCGGUAGCCGUGACGACGAAGAAGGGAAGAGGUGGCGCCGAAGCAUGGCGCCCCGCCCGUAGCUAGCGGGGAGGCGGCCUUGGUAUCUAGUGGAACUGUGUAAGGGGUGUGCGUUUGGCUGAGUGCAGGGCUUGGCGCCCGAAGGGUUCUCGGCGGUCGGCAUAGAGCGUCGAGCAGGAAGUAGCAACCUAGUGGAGGGAGCAACGCAGGGCGCCCGAAGGGCGCCCCGCUCUCGAAGGUCUAUUUGGUCCACGAAUGGGACGAAUGGCGAGGUCGAUCGCGGUCACGGAUUGCGCCCCCCCAUCCGUGCCAUUCGUGCCAUUCGAUCCAUGCCAUCCCAGACCUGGGACCCUUAUAAACUGCUCUAUGAUGAUGAUGCUUAGGAAUACAAAUCGGAGGUAAGUUUUCGUUUCGGGCUUUUUCUUUCUUGAUUGUAUCCAUAGUCCUCAUUUUUAGCAUUGAUCUCUUGGGCUUCUUACCUGAGAGCAACUUCCCUAAUAUUAGAAGAACAAGAAGAGACAGCGCAAUCGGAGGCAGAUGAGAAGGGAGAUGAAUCAUUAAGAAGAUCAAGCUUUGCUUUAGAUAGCAAGAGCGCCAACGGUACUUAAUAUUUAUCGCAGCCAUGAUUGAUGAGACAGCUAUUUGUAGUUAUUCCCAUUUGAUUCUACAUAAAUUUGUUGGAACCUUCUCUCUGUGUGCAAUCAUACCGUAAGCCCUAAGACGGGAGGCACACAAACCCACCACAGAUCUUAAUCCAAACCCAUGGUUUAUGGAAAACCUCGUUCUCUUGGUCUAGGUUUCCUAAGGAUUAUCUCAUACUCUAAGAACAAGCCCAAAUAAGAGAAAGAGCACAAGGAACGCAGCUGAGUAUCUUCCAAGAGCGCUGAUGAGAUGCAAGCUUUGUGUAAGGUACUAUGCUGCUUUUGCGUCAAAUAAAGCUUAGUGUUUUAUUCCAUGGUGGAUAUUGAUCCUGAUCCUGCUAUCGUCUUACUUAGUUGCUACGCCUGUCAUUACAACAACAGGAAACCCUUUGUGACGUACGACGAGAGCUAUUUCCUGUGCAACCAGAUACCAGACGAGUACGAUUCAAUGUUAGGGCACGACGAACUUCUACAAAAAAUGCAAUAGUAAUAAUUUAAAUACAUCAAGAUACCAGACGAGUACGAUUCAAUGUCAGAGCACGAUGCACUUCUACUUACUUACAAAAAUGCAAUAGUAAUAUAUGCACGAUUUAUAUCUAUUGCCCCAUCUUGUUCAUGAUGGAAAUGGACAUCUUUUUUGGGACUUGCCUGCUUCUUUGACUUUGAGGUCGUUGUAAGAAACUUUAUAUUUGCAACUUUUUCUAUAAUUCCUCUGCCUCUUUUUACUCUCUUCUAACCUGUGUCCUUCUCCAGAAAAACGCAGAAGGCCAAGAGGGUGCCUUCCGCGCAACCUACGUCAUACGAGAUGCGGCGCAGAUGGUUCCGGAAUUUUAUCUGGAGUUCAAUGUCACCCCAAAAAGCUUUGGGGAGACAGAUGAUACUGUUACGGCUAGUGCUAGACUACUUAUAACUAGUGGUGGUCCAGCACCUUAAAUACCUAUUGUAUUCUCCUCAACAUCUUCAGAGACUUCUGGACAAGAUGGGCCUGUAGUUCUAGUUGUUGAUUUCGCAGGUUCAUGAUAUGAUUGUGAUCGAGUGAGGACCGAGACGAGUAAAAAAUAGCUCAUCGGCUCCAAUGAGUGCAGGCAUUCUUUUUAAUGACGAGAGAAACCACGACACUAUACAAAGUUAUGGAAUUCCAAGAUGAAGAAUUUGGGCCAAGAAGCUCCUCUAACAGUGACGCUGACGACAAGCCAGUACAGUGGUGUACAGGAUGCAAAGAAGGAGAGAAGCAACCAGGUAUCUUGAUUUCCUUCUUCAAAUCGUCAACAUGACCAUAAAAUCCUGAAGCAAGUUUCUGCAUCGAGCAGGGAGACAUCUAAGGAAAAUUUAAGGGUAGGCUAAAGGUGUUUUCCUUACCGCUUUUUAUGCCUCUCUCCCUUAGGAUGAGAAAGGCAUAACAAGCGGGGUAAGCGAGCACCAAAAACCUACCUCUAAAAAAUCACUCUCCAGCAAUUUUCUGCAUAGAGGAAGACGGGUGGAUGUUCUGUCAAAAGUGCUUAGACGAACUCUUCGAAAAAUUGCCGAUGAUGAAAGAACAAAGGACUGUCGUGUAUAAUUUACUUUUUUUUCCUGGCAUGUUGUUUGAAAGAAUCUCAAUAUGAUAAACAAUGUUUAUUAAACAUGCUACUGGCUUUAAAGUUAUUAAACAUGCUACUUUUCCUUCGUGUAGUAAACUAGGAUCUAGUGUAGUACACUAGGAUCGUGAUGUACAUCAAAUUCAAAAAUACCAGAGGUACUUGCCAACAUCGAAUUAGUUAUCCUAUACCUUCAGGGCACUUGCCGAUAUGAAGCCAACGUUCGCCCACUGCGCAGUACACGGGGAUAGAAAGGCCGAGUGGUGGUGUGUGGACUGCAAGAAGGCUCUUUGUGUCGCAUGCAAAGUAAGCGGGAGUCAUUCAAAAGGUACUCUGCUCAAGAGCUUUUGUACUGUCUCUAAUUCAUUGACAUUGUAUAUGUAUUAACUUCCUUUUUAUGGUGGUGAUGACUCCUCGAGGAAUCUUCAAUACUAUUACAAUUACAACCGAUGGUGUAGUACUAGUACUUGUAAUUAUACUAGACUUCUACUUUUCACAUACUCCUACACCUUCUCCUUCUGACUGCCAUUGACGUUUCAUUUUGAGACGAAUACUCCCCACUGACCCCUGAACUUUAUGCGCGUUUUUUGGCUAACAGCCAAAUUUCUACGUUCGCUUUUGGCAUAGUGUUACUCCAUACUUCUGCCUACCAAUCACGUGAUAUUAGCCACUUCAUCCCUCUCAGGGCGUGCAGCGACGCAUAGACUGAUGCAUAUCAGAGAGAAAUACGAGGAGGUGAAGGAUGCCAUGUCAGUGUGUCCACAAGAUUAUGAAAGGGUUGGCCGCAUGUGAAGAAAGGAUUCACAUUUCAUAUCUUGACUCACAAGUAAAUUUGACUUGACUCACAAGUAACUUUGAUUAAGAUUGUACGGUUCUGGUAUUUGGUAAGCUGAGUUUGAUCCUAAGGGUUCUCUUCUUGUUUUCCCUUAUGAUCGAACUCAGGUUACCAAAUACCAGAACACUUCAAAGAUAUGAAAAAAGAAUGAAGUUUCAGCACCCUCAUCUCCUCCUUCUUACAGCAGUACUUCUCUAACUUCUAGUCCAAGACGCGAGAUGUUUGCUUCACGACCAGAUGGACAUGAUCGAGAAGAGAUCCCAGCAAGUCGAAGACAACAUUUCGCAACUUCUGCAGGAUGCGCAAAAGAAAGCAGAAGAAUUGGAAUUAUGUCCUCCCGUUGCUUUCUCCUUUUUCUCUCUCUCUUCACUCCUCCUUUUCUGUCUGCUGCACACCCUCUCCUUCCUCUUCCUCUUCCUUCCUUUUCCUGUGUUUCUGCCCGUGCACUGAGGCUUGCCUCCUCUUCAGUAGACUACCUUUCUUCUUCAUUUCUCUCUUCCUUUCCCUUUCUCCUUUCUCUUUCUCACUCAUAAUUCCAAUUCUUCCGAUUUCAAGAAUUGGAAUUAUGAGAAUUUGUGAAAAGAAGUGCGAGUGAUAGAGGUAGUGGAGACUGAUUAUAUAUAAAUUGAUCAUGAAAUCGUUGACAUUUAGUUUUAGAUGGAGGGUCUUGCUCGUAUUGAGGUUAGUCAUUUGGAUGUGACACACUGUGCCCUUUUAUUUUAAUACAUCUUCUAAGAAAAAGACAAAUCCGAGUGUUGGGAGCAAAGAAACUCGAUAGUCUGAGGAGUCGAAAACAUCUAGCAGAGCGGAACCUAAAGCAAAUCGACUGGGCAAGCAAUUUUGUACGAUUCUUUUGAUAUAUUUAGUAGUUGUAACAACUACUAAAUUUGUAGAAGUUGACAAGAGUAGAGAUGAAGAUACAACUUGUAUCUUCAUCGACAUCGUCCUCUUGGUUCAGAUACUGUUUCAUCUUCUGAGAUAAAUUUUUGGGCAUGAUGAUUGAUGAUUGCACUCAAGAACAAGGACAACAAAGCCUCAGAGAAAUGCAUCACCAUGUCUCCAACAAGAUAAUAACUUAACUGUAACUGACUAAAAAUUCAUCUCCACCUUCUACCUCAGGCCGACUACAUCACCGACCAUACGGUGAUGCCCGCCGAGGUUUUUCUUCAGUCAGCUCCCUUUCACGAGAAACUCAUCGAGUCCUUGGUGGAAAACGUCGUCUCCGUAGAUGAGGAACAGUACCUCGAAAAAGCCGAUCUCCAACUCGAAGGACAUCUCAGCGUCAUCAUUGUUAUGGGCAGGGUUAGCUCUUGGAUUUUUUUCGUUUUGUUAGCUCUUGGAGAUCUGGAUUACCUCUACUUGGAGAUCUAUUAGUAUUUUUCUGGAUUACCUCUACUUGGAGAUCUAUUACAGAGUAGUUUAUAGCACGCAUGGUGCAUGGAGUAGCAUGGAGUGCAUGGAGCGCAGAGCUUUAAGGGGCGCAAGAAGCUCCCCCUUUAGCUCCAUGCUACUCCAUGUGAUCCAUGCGCUCCAUGUCGUGCGAGCUGUGAAACCUUCACAAUUGCUCUGCUAUUAGUAUUCUUUUGGAUUACCUCUACUUGGAGACCUGGAUUACCUCUACUUGGAAUUUUUCUAGUUUGAGUUUUAGUAUUUCUCGCCUCGUCCUGACCUUCUAAUGCCAAGACGCAAGAAAAGAGUCAAUCGCCUGUACGAGCACGUGGGGGACUCAUGUCAAGAUUCGGAGCAGCUGCGAAAAAACCAAACAGAACAAUAGCUGUUAUGAUGAAGUUCAUUUCUCUUUGCUCGUCCAUCACGCGCGUCUGGCUCCGGCCCACGCGGCGUGGGCAACGUCGUUCCCUCAUAUCGUCCACGGACGUAGAGGUGCGGCAGUAGCAGCUGCGGGGACCUCUGUGCCCUGUGGGGGCAAUCUGAUUGAUUGACUGCUUGACUUUGCUUGUCACGUACAUUCUUGACAACCAGAAGCGUGAGUCAUGAUCUAAGUACUUGUGCACAACAAGAACAACUACCAUAUCCAUAAAUGAAUCUCUAAUCAAGCUCCUGCCCUCGCAGCUUCAGCCGCAAGUCCCGAGUCAUCGGUGGAGGAACCAAGACGACCAUCCGGUGGCGCAGAGACAAGCUUCGUACCAAAGAGUGUGGCCAAGAAACUGUCUAGUGUUUCCCUGAAGGGCAUGAAACCAGGAGUCUUCGGACCUGGGGACGAAAUUGAUAUGGGCGUGCCUAACUAAGUAGUUUUGAUGUGGCAGGAAGAAACUUAGAGAGAACAACGAUAAAUCUAGGAGUCAUGAUGUGAUAAUUCUUAUUCUUAUUGACUCAUCAGAUUCAGAUCACGUACACGUACCAAAGGCAAAGCGUGUCGUAAAAGAAAAGAAAUCAGAUACAAAUUGCGGCAACACUUCUAACAUUCAAAAUCAUUCACAUAAUCGGAGCUGUGAAUCUGCUCAACCGUGAAUAGACACAAAUAACAAGAAGGAACCAAUAGAACCAGAAUGCGAGUAGAAAUGACCAACAGCUUCUGACGCUGAUUUGCAUUUUUUACUACUUUUUUGUCUUUUUAAAAAUCAUUCAGCACAUCCCUUCGUUGAACAACUAAAUUUUUCCUCUCGACGUACCAGUUGUACCUACCUAACGUACAAGCUCCAGUAACUACGAGUAAGAAAUAUCGUCCGAAAUUAACAACAAACACAAACAGGAGUUUGUUCCUAACUCACGAGCCGUCUCCGCCAUCUAAAUCUCAUUGCCUCCACGUCUUUGUACGAUAAUUUUUACCUGGUAGAAGCUUUGACAAAUACAUAAGGUGUAAAUUUUGUCAUUGUAAGUGAAGAGCCUGCACGAGCAACCACACGACAUUUUCAUAAUUAUAGUUGCAUGAACAAGCGGAAGCGGGCACGAACAGAGAUGGGGUACAUAUUCACAAAGCAGACCGCCCAAUGCUGGCACCAUUGUUCAUAUUUUGUAUUUUUCAUUGACCUGAUACUGAUCGAUAGCCUAAAGUUUUUGUGGAUAUUUUUGUUGCACAGUAAGAGACACACAGACAGCGGAUGACAAACUAACGAACAUGGAGGAAAUGAAGGUUCGUAAUAUUAAUGAGCUACAUGGCUCAUUACAUGCGAGACAGAGCCGCAUUUGAGGUGAUAACAUAAAAAAGGCAUGAAUCAUGGCAGUAGACGUAACAUGUACUACACUAUACAUAUAGGACUUGCAGGAAGACGGCGAC